Exophiala oligosperma is the source of this 3084-nucleotide messenger RNA. RefSeq lists its product as uncharacterized. The transcript has a single exon. Gene Ontology annotation, cellular component: ER to Golgi transport vesicle membrane; Golgi stack; Golgi membrane. Gene Ontology annotation, biological process: vesicle fusion with Golgi apparatus; intracellular protein transport; transcytosis. NCBI's taxonomy places the organism in Eukaryota, Fungi, Ascomycota, Eurotiomycetes, Chaetothyriales, Herpotrichiellaceae. The record is from RefSeq and is a predicted model, not a curated record. The coding region runs from base 123 to 3029 and encodes 968 amino acids.
CCCUACCUCACAAACCUGAGUACGAGAUAGGCGCAACAGACUCCAGAGGCCUACCACAAAUAUGCCGGCAUUUAUCACUUCACAAUGACGGCCUACACGGUAGCGCGAAGUCCUCUUCCAAGAUGAUGCGAAUACUUGAAGCCCAGGCACCUGCACGGCAGACCGCUACCGAUACCAUCCAGACACUAAGUAACCGAUUAUCGAGUGCAACACUACUUGAAGAUCGGCGGGCUGCCAUAUUGGGAUUGAGAAGCUUUGCAAAACUCUACCCUGCGUCAGUUGCGUCUGGAGCGCUCCGGGACCUCAUAGCAGGCCUUAGAAGAGAUGGAGACGAUUCAGAUACAAUCAAAGUGGUGUUGGAGACCCUUCUGAUGCUCUUCGAACCAGAUGAAAAAUCUCCGGAGGCUUCAGAAGAGAUAACGCUGUGGCUGGCUGACGAAUUCACACAACAUCAAGACAAUGUCACGGCGCUACUGGAUCUUUUGGAAUCAAACGAGUUCUACCUACGGCUUUAUGUUCUACAGAUCCUCUCACAUAUAUCUACGGCGCGGCCGCAGAGAACUCAAGAAGCCAUUUUUGCUGCGCCCCUAGGUGUCUCGAGGAUUACGAAUGUGUUGGAUGACCGUCGAGAAGCCGUCCGGAAUGAAGCCUUGGUGCUGCUUGUGGCCCUCACGCCGACAUCAGCCGAGCUACAAAAGGUUGUGGCAUUUGAGAACGCUUUCGAUCGCAUCUUUACGCUAAUUGAAGGCGACGGCGCUCUGUCCCAUGGCAGCACCACCGUCCAAGAUUGUCUAUCUCUGCUAGCAAAUCUGUUGAAUCUCAACACAUCGAACCAGUCAUAUUUCAGAGAAAUCGGAGGUAUUGUUAAGAUCAAGAACCUGUUCUUGGCGGUUUUGGAACAGGAAGACUCCUCGGAGGCAAUCUCGGAGUGGAUGAAGCCUCAGCGAGACAUGAAUGUUUGGGGUUUACUUGGCAUCGUACAAUUAUUUCUCAUCUCGGGCUCCCAAGGAACUGCCUUGAAUCAACAGUCAUUUUGGCAAGCAGGAGUCCUCCAAAUUAUUCUGCGCUUUGCUUUUUAUACAGCUUUCAGUAGUGGAAUUCGCGCUAAAGCCCUCCAAGCUUGUGGAGAUAUCAUUCGAGGGAACCCUGGACUCCAGGAGCGAUUCGGCGAUCUUCCUGUGCAGAUUAAGCAACCAGGACCUGCUUCAAACGGACAUGUCUCUCCAGCUACAUCCGAAAAACCUUCUAAAGGUCCAACGCCAGUUUACCAGGAUCAGAACGUCAUCGAAUCACUCCUUGAGUUGGCCCUAGAGCCAGCGCCGAUCGCUUUAUUUGACGUGAGGUUGGCAGCGACAUCCUGUCUCAAGGCUUUUGUGGAGGACCAUGCCGGUAUCAAAGCCCACGUCUUGCGCAGAGCCAUUGAAGGACAUAAAAGUGGGGACGAUACCAUCCCCAACAUGCUCACAGUGUUAUUGGAACCGCCUGGAACUCGUGGCACUUCUGAUCCUUACCAGCAAUGGUUUGCUGCUGUAUUGUUCCUCCAUCUCCUUUACGACAAUGCCGAGACUAAAGAGCUUGCAUUGACGGUCACCGAAGGCGAUGCUGACAAUGGCGAGGAGGUUGUCACAUUCAUUCAAAGCAUUACAAGUAAUGUGGUGGCUGGUGUACAGCACGUGGAGGACGAACGUGCCUUACUCGGGUAUUUGAUGUUGCUUUCAAUAUGGCUUUUUGAGGAUCCGGAAGCAGUCAAUGACCUUCUUGGAGAGGGUAGCAACAUUCAAGGUCUCGCUGCUGCUGUGAAGAUUGCUAACAACUCAAUGCCUCUGGUGGCUGGCCUUUGCGCUUUCCUGCUUGGUAUAGUCUACGAGUUUUCAACGAAAGAUUCUCCCGUGCCGCGCAAGACACUUCAUGGGUUAUUGAUGACCAAUCUUGGGCGUGAGACAUAUGUCAGUCGGUUGACCAAACUCCGGGAGAAUGUUUUCAUUCGUGAUUUCGAGGUUCUGCCUCAAAGCGGAAAUGGCAGCCUACCAGAUAUCUUCUUCGACAAAACUUUUAUCGACUUCUUGAAAGACAACUUUAGCCGAUUUCUACGGGCCAUUGAUAGGGAUCCAAACUUUGAGGUCUCGAUCGUAAGCAAUGGUGUUCAGAAAGGAGUCUCAAGAGACUUGGUCGAUAGCUUGAGGGCCGAGGUUCAAGAACAGAAGCAGGCUCUGGAGACGGCCAACACUGAGUUACUGCAGCUAAAGAGGAAACUAGAGCAGGAGGAACUCGACCACCGCAGAACCCGUGAAUCUCUGAGUGUUGAAGUCUCUAGGAUUCGGCAAAUCAAUCAGAGCCUGCAAGACAAUCACGAAGACGAAGUGCGAAAACUACAAGAGGAAGCUGCUAAAGAAAGGAGUCUGCUGGUGAAAAACCACGAGGAAGAAAUACACCAGCGCCGCACUGAACAUGUCAGUAUGGUCGAGACUAUCAGGAAGCAGCAUCAAGCCGAGGUUCAGAAGUUUGAGCAGCGCCUAAAAUUGCUUGAGCAAGAAGCUGCAAGGGAUCGAUCCGCAUUGAUCGAGCAGCAUCGACGUGAGAUGAGCGACGCAGAUUCAAAAGCACAGCAAGCCCGCCAGAGGGAAGCAGCAGAGGUCCGCGAUUUGCAAGCCUCCGUCGCUGAACUAGAAACACGCCUGAAAAAGAACCAGGAGGAGCAUGCCCAAGACCUUCAGACUGCACAUGAUGAGUAUAGUUCUGAGAAGAAAGGCCUCGUCGAACGCCUGAAGCGUGCAGAGAGUCGACUUGAAGAUGCUGAAAAACAUGCCCAGUUCCUCAAUGACGAGGUCGAUAAGGAGAAAGCUGCACGAAAGGAUGUACAAACGGAACUUGACGACCUUCUCGUCGUCUUUGGUGACCUGGAGGCGAAGAGAUUGGCGGAUAAACAGAAGCUCAAAGAAUUGGGUCAGGAGGUAUCCGAAGACGAGGACGAGGACGACAACGAGGCUGGCAGUGAAGCGACUGAAGAUGGGGACGACGAUGUCGAAUAAAAGUUAUCGUGAUACCCUAUAUAUUUUGUAUAAUUGAGCCCUCCGUAGGCUGCCC